CUCUUCCUUUUUCCCUUUCGCUCCCUUUCCCUCUGCAGCUCUCGUCUGGGCCUAUCCCGUCUAUCUAUUCGGCAUCCUCGUGAUCUUUUUGAUGACACCCUCCGCCCCCGUUCUUUAGCUACCUCGUCGUCGCCUAUAAUCGGCCCGUAAAAUGAUUGUCCGACGACAUAGUUGGGUCCCUCUGGGGACCGCCCUACUCCUCUUUACCGUGUGGCACUGCUUCUUCUCCCCUGAUCAACCCUAUACGCCCGGCUCUGGUACCCUCCCGACAUCUUACGCCGGCGUUCCGGUCACCGUAAAUGACGAGGGCUAUUUCUGGAAGACGUUACCCACCCAUUAUCCUGUCCGGCACCUGAAGCCACUGCCAACCGGCCAGCCGCUUCCUCUUCCUCCCGUCCAAGCCGAGUUUGGCCCCGAGUCCAAGGAGGAUGCAGCUACUCGCCAGAAACGCCGGGCGGCCGUCAAGGCCGCCUUCCUUCGCUGCUGGACAUCCUACAAGACCAGGGCCUUCAUGAGAGACGAGCUGUCCCCUAUCAGCGGCAGAUCCAGAGACCCCUUUGGCGGCUGGGGAGCCACUCUGGUCGACAGUCUAGAUACCCUGUGGAUCAUGUCUCUGCAUGAAGAGUUUGAGGUGGCUGCCACAGCUGCGACCAAGAUCAACUUCGAGUCCACUACUCUCAGCGAAGUAAGCGCCUUUGAGACCACCAUCCGCUAUCUGGGUGGCUUCCUCUCGGCUUACGAUUUAAGCGGUGAUCGGCGGCUGCUACGCAAAGCUCGAGAGGUUGGCGAUAUGCUUUACAAGACUUUCGAUACGCCAAACCGCAUGCCCAUCUCCCGCUGGGACUUCCACAAAGCUGCCCAGGGUACAAAGCAAGUGGCUCCCGACCGGGCGUUGAUCGCCGAAGUUGGUUCUCUCUGCGUGGAGUUUACGCGCCUAUCUCUGGCGACAGGAGAUCCGAGAUGGUUUGAUGCCACCGAGAGGAUUCGCGAAGUCCUCGAGGCCCAGCAAGACACAACCAAACUGCCCGGCAUGUGGCCGAUUAUGGUGAACCCCAGAGACGAGGUAUUUGAUUCUGACGCCACGUUUGGGUUAGGGACUACGGCAGACAGUACCUACGAAUAUCUUCCCAAGAUGUACGCCCUCCUCGGGGGCCUCAUACCUGCCUAUCAGACCAUGUAUGAGAAAUCGAUGGCGACCGCCAUCAAGUUGAACCUGUUCCGCCCCAUGGUUCCGGAGGUACCUGACAUACUAAUAGCGAGAACCGUACGUGCAGCGAAGAGCGGCGGAAAGGUGGUCUUAAACUUUGAAAAUUCCGGUGAACAUCUGGUCUGCUACGCCGGAAGCAUGCUGGCGCUGGGUGGGAAAUUGUGCGGGAACCCGGAACACCUGGAGACGGCCAGGAAGCUGGUCGACGGCUGCAUCUGGACGUACAAGGCAAUGCCGUUGGGCAUCAUGCCCGAGACGUUUGACAUCGCCCCCUGCGCACCCGGCACGGAGUGCGAAUGGGACGAAGCCGCGUGGAAGCGAGCGGUGCUGGAGCGGGCGGGCGAGAGCGACGUGACGGAUACGGCCAGAGCGGACGCGAUUAUCAAAGAGAGGGGGCUUCCGAAAGGGUUCACGAGGAUCUCGGACGGCCGCUACCUCCUGCGGCCAGAGGCUAUAGAGAGCGUCUUCGUCCUGUACCGCACGACGGGGCGCCGGGAUCUGCCCGAAUCGGCGUGGGCCAUGUUCAAGGCGAUCCAGGCCAACACGAGGACGCCGCUGGCAAAUGCCGCGCUAGUGGACGUGAACGUGAAGAGAAAUCCUCAGCAGAUAGAUGUGAUGGAGAGUUUCUGGAUGGGCGAGACGCUGAAAUACUUCUACUUGAUCUUUAGCGAGCCGGAUCAUAUAAGCCUGGACGACUGGGUGUUCAAUACCGAGGCACACCCGUUUAGGAGACUGAAGUAGCGAAGAUUCGUUUCCUGGCCUGGUGAGCCAUAGAUAAGGCGUUUCUUUUAGAGGAUAUGUAUAGGACAAAUGGUUGAGGUCGGUAGCUACUGGAAUGGGUGCCUAUGGUCUACAGCCUACAGGCUAUGAAUGUGGGGUAGGGCUUGGGUGGGUUGAGGAUUAGGUAAUGCUUGCAUAGUGGCUGGCCAUUAUUAAUUAUGUAUACUACACCUGAUAGACCUAUAGCUCCAGAUAGGGUCACCCAGCGCAACCUACGUAAAAGUACCUGGUGUGUUGACUGUGCUAUAGUGAAAGGGGACUGGGGGCUUCUGUGUAUAAGCACCUAAAGAUAGCGGCCCUUACUUACUUUGGGCACGUCGCAUUGUCUUAUCAGGGCCCUUUAUCUCCUAACCCAACUUCUCGCCUCACUCGACUUUA
Durotheca rogersii is the source of this 2365-nucleotide messenger RNA. Its product is annotated as glycoside hydrolase family 47 protein. The transcript has 3 exons. Bases 152 to 1948 code for a protein of 598 amino acids. Gene Ontology annotation, cellular component: endoplasmic reticulum; Golgi membrane. Gene Ontology annotation, molecular function: calcium ion binding; mannosyl-oligosaccharide 1,2-alpha-mannosidase activity. Lineage: Eukaryota; Fungi; Ascomycota; Sordariomycetes; Xylariales; Xylariaceae. The record is from RefSeq and is a predicted model, not a curated record. Gene Ontology annotation, biological process: carbohydrate metabolic process; N-glycan processing.